Molecule: messenger RNA, 1451 nt
Organism: Funneliformis geosporum
Lineage: Eukaryota; Fungi; Glomeromycota; Glomeromycetes; Glomerales; Glomeraceae
Source: the annotation of a GenBank genome assembly
AUGUCGUUCUCACGUCCAGUUUCUCGCGUUUCCUUUGGCUUAUCAAAGAAAUUAUCUAAACCUUUAUCAACGGCACUACCUUUCGCAAGGCAAAUUUAUCCUGUUACUAUCACUGGUGCUAUUCGAAGUUUGCACGCUUCAAAAUCUAAAUCACUUAAAGAACGACUUGAAGAAUUAAUUCCAUUGAAACAAGAGGAAGUAAAGCAAGUUAAAAAAGAACAUGGAGCCAAAAGUUUAGGAAACAUAACGGUUGAUAUGGUUUAUGGAGGCAUGAGAGGUAUCAAAGGUUUGAUUUGGGAAGGUUCGGUGCUAGAUCCCGAAGAAGGUAUUGAAUUUAGAGGUCUCACUAUACCCGAUUGUAGAAAAAGGCUUCCAGCAGCAGACGAUGGAGAAGAACCAUUACCUGAAGGAUUAUUUUGGUUGUUAGUAACUGGGGAAAUUCCAACAAAAGAACAAGUUAAAGCUUUAUCUGCUGAAUGGGCAGCUCGAUCUUCAAUUCCUUCAUUUGUUGAAGAUUUAAUUGAUAGAUGCCCAAAUACUUUACAUCCAAUGUCACAAUUUUCUUUAGCUGUUACCGCUCUACAACAUGAUUCUACUUUUGCUAAAGCUUAUCAAUCUGGUGUUAAUAAGAGUGAAUAUUGGCAAUAUGUUUAUGAAGAUGCUAUGGAUUUAAUCUCAAAAUUGCCGUCUAUUGCUGGUAGAAUUUAUAGAAAUGUUUAUAAAGAUGGCAAGGUUCCUUCUAUUGAAAUGGAUAAAGAUUUUUCUUAUAAUUUGGCUAAAUCUCUUGGAUACUCGGAAGAUAAGGAUUUUGUGGAAUUAUUAAGACUUUAUCUUACGAUUCAUUCUGAUCAUGAAGGUGGAAAUGUAUCAGCUCACACUAUGAGACUCGUCGGGAGUGCACUUUCUGAUCCUUACAUUUCAUUUUCGGCUUCACUCAAUGGAUUAGCAGGUCCAUUACAUGGUCUUGCAAAUCAAGAAGUCAUUCGUUGGAUUCUAAGGAUGAGAGAUGAAGUCGGAGAUGCACCAUCUGAUGAAAUUGUUAAAAAGUAUGUUUGGGAUACUUUAAAAUCCGGUACAGUCAUACCGGGAUAUGGUCACGCAGUUCUUCGCAGAACGGAUCCACGUUAUGAAGCACAACGUGAAUUUGCAUUAAAACGUCUUCCGAACGAUCCUCUCUUUAAAUUAGUUUCACAACUUUAUAAUAUUGUACCAGGAGUAUUACUCGAACAUGGUAAAACUAAGAAUCCUUGGCCAAAUGUUGAUGCUCAUUCCGGUGUAUUAUUGCAACAUUUUGGAUUAGUAGAACAAAAUUAUUAUACGGUAUUAUUUGGUGUUUCAAGAGCUUUAGGUGUUUUAUCUCAAAUAAUCUGGGAUCGUGCCUUGGGAUUCCCAAUUGAACGACCAAAAUCUUACUCGACCGAGAUGAUCAAAAAGAUGUUUCAUGAACAAAA